UCCAGUCUACUUAAACCCCUACACGUUCUCUCUUCCUGUUUCACUGAUCACUUUAAUGGACUCUCUUGCUCUCUUCUUUACUGGGGCUCUCCUAGCCGGUGGUCUCUUCUGGUUUGUUUGUAUUUUAGGCCCUGCUGAACAAAAGGGCAAACGAGCUGUCGAUCUAUCGGGUGGUUCAAUCUCGGCCGAGAAAGUCCAAGACAAUUACAAGCAAUACUGGUCUUUCUUCCGCCGCCCCAAAGAGAUCGAGACCGCCGAUAAAGUUCCAGAUUUCGUGGAUACUUUUUAUAACUUAGUUACAGACAUUUACGAAUGGGGAUGGGGCCAGUCCUUUCAUUUCUCUCCUUCAAUCCCUGGUAAGUCCCAUCGUGAUGCCACGCGCCUCCACGAAGAGAUGGCCGUCGAUCUCAUCGAUGUCAACCCUGGACAGCGUAUUCUGGACGUCGGAUGCGGCGUUGGUGGGCCAAUGCGUGCCAUCGCCGCCCACUCGCGGGCUAAAGUUGUGGGCAUCACAAUCAAUGACUACCAGGUGAAUCGCGCUCGUUUGCAUAACAAGAAAGCGGGUUUAGAUUCGCUUUGUGAGGUUGUUUGUGGGAAUUUUCUUGAGAUGCCGUUCUCUGACAACAGCUUCGACGGCGCGUACUCCAUCGAAGCUACAUGUCACGCGCCGAAGCUUGAAGAUGUAUAUGCGGAGGUGUUUAGGGUUUUGAAGCCUGGAUCUCUCUACGUCUCCUACGAGUGGGUUACAACUGACAAAUACAGAGGAGACAACCCUGAACACGUUGAGAUCAUUCAAGGAAUUGAGAGAGGAGACGCUUUGCCUGGACUUAGAAGCUACGCUGACAUUGCCCGGACGGCUAAAAAAGUUGGGUUUGAAGUGGUGAAGGAGAAUGAUCUGGCUAAACCACCUGCUCAGCCAUGGUGGACCAGACUGAAGAUGGGCAGGAUCGCUUACUGGAGGAAUCACAUUCUGGUUACGGUACUCGCCGCUUUGGGGAUUGCACCAAAGGGAACCGUUGAUGUUCAUGAGAUGCUUUUCAAGACAGCUGACUAUUUAACCAAAGGUGGCGAAACCGGAAUUUUCACUCCGAUGCACAUGAUUCUCCUCAGAAAGCCUGAGGCUCCCAAAUCUUGAUCGUAGCCAAAUGUUCUGAGGUGUGUUUUGGAGCAUCUCUUAGUUGUUUUUACCUAAUUUUUUUCUAGGGUUUUGUUUUUCCUGUUAAUUUACUUAAAAUCAUCACCAUGUAUCCCUUUCUUUCUAAAAUUGAUUUAAAUUCUGUUGUUGGAUUUUAAUCUUAAAAUGAUGUGACAUGGUAAGGGAGAGGUCUCUUUAUGACUUCUUGACUUCAA
Molecule: messenger RNA, 1350 nt
Organism: Mangifera indica (mango)
Lineage: Eukaryota; Viridiplantae; Streptophyta; Magnoliopsida; Sapindales; Anacardiaceae
Product: 24-methylenesterol C-methyltransferase 2
Exons: 1
Coding region: 56-1135 (359 amino acids)
Biological process (GO): steroid biosynthetic process
Molecular function (GO): S-adenosylmethionine-dependent methyltransferase activity
Source: RefSeq, a predicted model, not a curated record